Messenger RNA from Oncorhynchus kisutch (coho salmon), 5441 nucleotides. Its product is annotated as zinc finger and BTB domain-containing protein 21. Gene Ontology annotation, cellular component: nucleus. Gene Ontology annotation, molecular function: DNA-binding transcription factor activity, RNA polymerase II-specific; protein binding. The coding region runs from base 115 to 3171 and encodes 1018 amino acids. Gene Ontology annotation, biological process: regulation of transcription by RNA polymerase II. The record is from RefSeq and is a predicted model, not a curated record. The transcript has 2 exons. NCBI's taxonomy places the organism in Eukaryota, Metazoa, Chordata, Actinopteri, Salmoniformes, Salmonidae.
GAUGACGUCAAGUUCAAGAUGGAUGGAAUCACGACUACCAUACACUCAACAGAAUUCUGAUAUAAAUUCUUGUUCGUGUGCUCCGUGAGAACAGAACGAAGACAUAGGGCCAGAAUGGAGAGUCUGGUGCACUACAGUAAUCCAUCCCAUGGCCUCUCUGUGCUGGGGGUGCUCAAUGAGCAGCGCCUGAGGGGGCAGCUCUGUGACACAGUCUUGGUUGUGGGGGAUCAGCGGUACCAGGCCCACAGGAGUGUGCUCGCCGCUAGCAGUGAGUAUUUCCAAUCACUGUUCACAAGAAGGGAGUCUGAGCCCCACAAAGUGAUACAGCUGGACUUCUGUGAGCCUGAUGCCUUUGAGAUAGUACUGAAUUACAUAUACUCAUCCUCCCUCUUCGUGGACAGAGGCAGCCUGGCAGCCAUCCAGGAGCUGGGCUACAGUCUAGGAAUCCAUUUUCUAACCAACAUUAUGUCAACAAGGCCGCAUGUGUCCUACUGCGUCUCCAGAAAAAGGCUGUCCUUCUCAGAGGACGAUAACGACAUCCAGCUGAGGAGUGUCAUUGUGCGCCAGAGCCGAAGGGGUGAUGCUCCCGGGGCCGGAUGCUAUGGUCCAAAUGAUCAAGGAGAACAGACUCAAGCUUCAGGACACAGGAAACCAAACGAAUCAGCCAGGAACACUGCAUCCAAUCCCAGAAAAUCAGCUGAAGCAACUGGUGAGGGUUCUGAUAGCAAGCCCAUCAGUUCAUAUGCCUCCAUCUUAAAGGGGAAGACAUCACACACAGGGUCAUCAGUAAGGCCACAGCUCACCUCCUCAGUCUCCUUCAGUGAAUCUCCAACAGUCAUGUUACAGUCUGAUCUAAGCACUAAAGAAGAGGAGGAGGAGCAGAGGCUCUACAGAUCCAAACCACAAUUUCAGGGCCAGGUAGGGGAGCCUAGUCAGACCAUUGACAGGAGUGGCCCACUCAUAAAAAGCCUGCUGCGCAGGUCCUUAUCCAUGGACAGUCCCAUCCCAGUCUUCUCCCCCACACUGGAGCUCAAUAAACUGCAAGGCCGAGAACAGUCUGUUGUUAAGAUGGUGGAAAAUACAGAGGAAGAGAUUCAGACAGAGCACAAACAAAGUGUGAAAGUAGUUCCGUCACUUCUUCUCAAGUCAAGGCACCACAGUAGGCAUGAUAAAGAUGAAACUCCAGGAAAGGAGUUCCAUGUGAAGACCGAGCCUAGCAGCCCACUGUCUGACCCCUCUGAGAUCAUUAGGAUCACAGUUGGGGAUUCUCUACCAGUUAACAUCAAAAACAAUGAAAUUAAUUUUGACCAAGACCCUACUAAGCCAUUUUCUAAACUCCCUGGAAAGAGAAGGGUGAGGAGAGACAAUCGAAGGUACCCAUUCAAAAAGUCUAAAGGGGUGAACGAACAUGAUUUCUCAUGUGAAGAUGACGAUGACAAUAUGUCAGAAUCUGUACCUCACAACUCCAACAUGGAUGACUGGACUGAUGAUCCCAGGAAGAGCAAGAUGUUUAAAUGCUGGAUCUGUUUGAAAGUGUUCAGAUCCAAUGCUGGAUUGCACCGUCAUGUUAACAUGUAUCACAACCCAGAUAAGCCAUAUGCUUGUGACAUCUGCCACAAACGCUUCCACACUAACUUCAAAGUCUGGACCCACUGCCAAACCCAGCAUGGAGUGGUACAAAACCCUGCUUCAUCCUCUAGCUCAUUUGAGCUGGAUGAGAAGUUUCAGAGGAAGCUGAUUGAUAUUGUGCGGGAGAGAGAAAUAAAGAAAGCCUUGCUCAUGAAGCUGAGGAGAAAUAAGCAGGGUUCGCAGUCUCAGGUGUUUGCCAAAAAAGGUGGCCUGAGGUCCAAGUCAAAUUUGAUAUGCCCUUACUGUGGGAAAUUGUUUGUGUUUCUCUAUCAAUUCAAGCAGCAUUUGAAGACACACCCUGCGGAGAGAGACAACCAAGAGACUGAGAGAGAGAGCGGUCUCUGCCAAAAGGACCAGCCCAGUCAGAGAGACAACACAGACACAGAGGUUUACUCCUGCAGGCUCUGCAAUGAGAAGCUGUCCUCUCUCUUUGAGCAGGGAGACCACGAGAGGGGCUGUCGACACGCAACCGUGUGCCCGUACUGUGGCCUCCGAUUCUCCAGCCCAGCGGUUAAAAAAGAGCAUGAAGCACACUGCAAGUACAAGAAACUGACCUGCCUGGAGUGCAUGAGGACCUUCAAGUCUUCCUUCAGCAUAUGGAGACACCAGGUGGAGGUUCACAACCACAACAUUAUGACUGUUAAGGAGCAGCUGAGCCAUCAAGAGGAGAACAAUGGAGAGGUAUCUGACCACCUUGGAAGGCCUCUCCAUACCCAGGAGUCUGUGGGAGUGGGGAGCUCUAGAGAGGACAUCAUCGACAGUGACUCCUCAGGUCCUCCUAUGUUGGACUCUGAGGAUUCUUCAUCAUUUGUGCCCGAGGACCUGAAUGCUAGCCAGUGUCACAACGAACAUCACGGCGAGCUGACCGUGAAGGAUGAGCCCAUUGAGGAGGCCGUGAGCGAGAGGGAGGACAUGACGUCUGGGGCCUCCGUCGAACCUGAGGAGCCAGGCGUGUGGCCAUGCGAAAAAUGUGGCAAGCUCUUUGGUGGCCACAAAGACCUGGAGCGUCACCAGGAGCUGCUGUGCCACAUCAAACCCUUCAUCUGUCACAUCUGCAACAAGGCCUUCAGGACCAACUUCCGCCUUUGGAGCCACUUCCAGUCCCACAUGUCAACCUCCGACGAACCUGGAACGAGAGAGGUUGAUGACAGGCGCCCUUUGUCUCCCUCCCCCUCACCACCCCCAGCGGUCACACAUGCAACUGGAUGUCCUGCCCCACAAGUUUUUCCACCUAAACCAAUGGAGGCAGAUUCAGUGGUAGCUAAAGCUGUGGUAGCAAAAGAGAAGGAGAAGCCUGGGAGCUCAUCGUCAAUGCCCAGGACCAAGAGGCCAGAGAUGGACAGAUCACACAGUAGCCCCCUACCCAAGAUGGAUAGUGUGGAUAAUUCCCUCACCCCUCAGGAAUCAGAAACCCUUUUUUACCACGCCCCCACUCUCUCUGCCCUCACAUUUAAGAGGCAGUACAUGUGUAAGCUCUGCCACAGAACAUUCAAGACUGCCUUUAGUCUUUGGAGCCACGAGAAGAGCCAUAGUCACAUUUAAAUGUGUCUCACUCAAACACCUGUACUCUGUUUUGAGCCUCUGAGAUGAUACUUUAUGCUCACAGCAUCGUAAGAGAUCAAAUACAACUCAGCCGGCACAAGAAAGAUUUUGAAUGUAUCUAUUGCUGUUGGUAGUUGGCUUGCCUUCAUGUUAUCUUUUCCAGUGGCCAUGUGUCAUAGAGGUGAGAAAGUGAAUGUCUGCAAUGAACUGCUAUUUGACUCAUCAGCUCCUUACAAUGGUUACUUUGCCUUUGAUAUUGGAUUUACACAGUACUGACCUAUUUCAGAUAACUCCCUUUCAGUUGGCUUUACCUAUAUAACUAUUUUUUGGAUUCAAGAAAGUGCUUUAUUUAGGAAUUGCUGUACUGUACAAUUCAAGAACAGUUAUGUGCUUUUGCACGUUGUGAAUUUGUGUUGAUUGAUGUGUGAAGAUGAUAUUAGUGGCCUCAGGCAUCAUGUUUAUUGAUAUGCACUUUGCAAUUCUGUUCAAUAUUUACAUUACUUAUAAUGGUCAAAUUACAUUGAUUUUAAUUUCAGUUAUAUGAAUCUUUAUUUUGGAUCCUCUGCAUUCCAUUAAACAUUUCAGCUGUAAUCUGUUUUGUACCAUAAAAGUAUGGUUUUCAUAUUGACUAUUUGUAUAAUCUACAUGAAAUAUCAUUGAGGCAAUGACAAAAUCAGAAUGAAGAAUUAACACAAAUUAACAAGACCAAAGACCAGUUAGAUUAGCAGGGGGAUAAGAACUGGAAACGCAUGCAGUAUUUCAACUGACACUUUUUUUUUUGUUAUUGUAAAUCCUGAGUAAAAUAAAUAAUUUAUUGUUUAAUUUUAGCUAUCACUCAUUAAAUUACAGAUUAUCAUUAGUGGAUUAUUGUGUAAAGAAUAUGGAAAAUAUGUACUUUUGGGAAAGGAGUUUUGUUUACAUUCUGCCCACUGGGUGUGGUGUAUGGUAGAUUUUGUUUUUAAUUAUUAAUUUGUUACACAAAUAAAACAGCACACAAGCGACUUGUAGAGUGAAUUUGAAUUUUUUAUUUUAUUUAUUUUACCUUUAUUUAACCAGGCAAGUCAGUUAAGAACAUAUUCUUAUUUUCAGUGACGGCCUGGGAACAAUGGGUUAACUGCCUGUUCAGGGGCAGAACGACAGAUUUGUACCUUGUCAGCUCGGGGGUUUGAACUCGCAACCUUCCGGUUACUAGUCCAACGCUCUAACCACUAGGCUACGCUGCCGCCCCGAAUGGAUAAGAACAUGGGUAUUUUACUCUCUGUCAGCUCAAUACUAGUAUGAUUAAGUGUGAAAUAGUUUGAGGUUGAUAAAUACACAAGUAAUCCUAUGAAUUGAUUGCAUGGCCUUAGCAUAUGCAUCCUGAGACAAUGUUACAAUAGAUCUGUUAAAAUGAAGCACAGUCAGUGUUUUUGCAUAUUAACUUUUUUUACAUGGCUAUUUAGAAUGGUUUUACAACCAAGAGCCAAUAAAUGUGUGUGUGUAUAUAUAUAUAUAUAUAUAUAUAUAUAUAUAUAUAUAUACAGUACCAGUCAAAAGUUUGGACACCUACUCAUUCCAGGGUUUUUAUUUGUACUAUUUCCAUAUUGUAGAAUAAUAGUGAAGACAUCAAAACUAUGAAAUAACACAUGGAAUCAUGUAGAAACCAAAAAAGUGUUUAAAAAAUAUAUUUUAUAUUCUUCAAAGUAGCCACCCUUUGAAUUUGUUAACACUUUUGCACACUCUAGUCACCUGGAAUGCAUUUCAAUUAACAGGUGUGCCUUGUUCAAAGUUAAUUAUAUAUAUAUGUAUAUAAUAAUUAAGAACAUGUGAAAGCAAGACUGUUGCCCCUUGGGGGGGGAUUUGGAAAAUAAUUCCCUGUCCUAUAACAGAGUCAGAAUUUAAAGUGUGUAUUUUGGUUGUUUAAGUGUAUACUUUUUGCUGUGGUGGUGAUAGCUUCUUAAUUACACAUGGAAAAGGGAUUUUGAAAUUCGGUGGUUAGGUUCAAACAAAGUAUAUAUUUAUAUUUGUGCUCUGGAUUUUAUGCAAGAUCAUUAAAAAAAGAAAUUGUGUGCAAAGAAAUGAAAUAUAAUUUUGUGUAUAUGGCAGCAUUUGUAUAAAUGUGUACCUAUAAUUUGUUUGUUUAUGAAAAUACUUUUAGUAUUACUGUGCUAUUUCUGCAAUGAUUAAUAUUUGUAUGGUUGCUCGACAUGAACUACAGCUGUUUAGUUUUUUUCUACAGUUUUUGUGCUUGAAUUUUUUUCUGUAAUAAAGAGUUGAUAAUUCAGUAGCUG